Molecule: messenger RNA, 1224 nt
Organism: Neurospora crassa OR74A
Lineage: Eukaryota; Fungi; Ascomycota; Sordariomycetes; Sordariales; Sordariaceae
Exons: 5
Coding region: 1-1224 (407 amino acids)
Source: RefSeq, a predicted model, not a curated record
AUGUCUCCGACAUCAAACAAAGAAGAUACUGACUUUUUGGCGACAGUGGGCGUUCCAACUGCUGCUGCUCCUCCGCCAGGUGGCGACAGCAGUAGCAAUAAGGGUGUGAAGAGGAAGAGGCAGGAGCAGGAGGAUGAGGCGGAGAGUCUGGAGGAUUUCCUGAGCAAGGUGUGUGAUAGGGUUUGGCGGGAGGUGCAGGAGGAGGAGCAGCGGCGGCGGCAGCAGGAGGAGCUGGAGAGGGAGAUUGAGGAGCAGGAGAGGUAUGUGGAGGAGCUGGAGAGGGAGUACGAGGAGAGGUAUUUGGAGGAUGAGUAUGCGGAGUGGCAGGAGUGGCGGGAGCGGGUGAGGAAGGCGGCGGAGGAUGAGAUGGCUGGGAAGAAGAGAAGGAGGGAGGUGAAGAAGCGGAGGGUUGGGUGGUGUUGCUCGCUCGCUCGCUCGGUGCCAGAGGCCUUGGUGGGAGCUUCCGAUGCUGGCCUGGCGAUGGCGGAGCGUCUCUGCAUUUUGUUGGAGGAAGGGCGGCCGGAACAAGAACGGGCACGCCGGGCGACCGCCGGUGAACCAAGUCUCGUGCCUCGGAACGAUGGUAAGGUCAACCUAGAGGAAGCCAAACAAACGCAGGCAUACGGAGGCACUGCGGGUCUGGUAGAAGGGUGUGACCUUUUUGUCCUUGGUCUCCUCGGUAACCUAGGCGGCCUCGGAAGCAGUUCGGUCAAAACCGACAAGAGAGCCGCUCUCGGUGGUGGUGGAGGUGGCGGCGGCGGAGGAAGAGGAAGCGAAGUAGCGCUGCUUCUAGUGACAACAGGGGCAACGGGAGAGCCGGACACCAUAUGCGCCAAGUCGACCAACUACUCCCAAUGGCAAGGAAGAGAGGGAGAGAUUUCAGCAGUGGCUUGGAUGUUGUAUGUCGAAGUCUGGAAGAAGGUCGGAUUCGAAAUGGAGGCGCCUCCGGGACCGCCGGACAACCCAGGAAGAGCCGGGAGGGUGUUGCUUCAUUUGAUGGAUCCAGUGGUCGGGUUGCUGUUUACGGGAGCCGUGGGGAUGGCUGUUUGGAGUGUUUCUCCCGAUGGGGACGCCGGCGAUGGCAUGGGUGCUGAGACCUUCGUGGUUUUUGGGCUAUGGGUGUUGGGUGCGGAGGAUGGAGGUCGAAGAAUGGAGGAGUGGAGGAGAGAAGGACAAGAACGGCGACACAUUUUAGUAUCCAGUGUCGUGCUUUCCAAAAUAUAA